AUGGAGCUGUUAAAAGAAGGAACUGUUUGGAGGAUAGGCAAUGGAGCUAGCACAAAAAUCUGGAAGGAUAAGUGGCUGCCAAGACCAGUGACAUACCAGAUCCAAACCCCUCCAAAUACCCUUGACCUAGAUUCUAGAUUGGAAGUCUUAAUUGAUGUUGAAAGUAGAUCCUGGAAAAAAGAUCUGGUGGCAGCAAUUUUUAAGGAAGAGGAAGCUGAGUGCUCAAAGAAAGGAACAUUUUCGGUCAAGAGUGCUUACUUGCUAGCAACUACACUCAAGGGGAGACACUUGGGGGAAGGAUCAAAAGAUGGGGGAACUUCUGAUUGGUGGAAGGCUCUUUGGCUGUUAGAAGUCUCUGGUAAGGUAAAACAGUUCAUUUGGAAAUGCUUAAAUAAUAUCCUCCCUACCAAAGACAACCUUUUCAGGAAACAAAUUGUUGAUAACAACCUCUAUCCAAUCUGUAUAAGAGAGGUGGAGACCUCUGUGCAUACUAUUUGGGUUUGUCCCACUGCAGCUGAUGUGUGGGGAGGGGAAAAUAUUGCUUUUAGCAAAUGGAGGAGACAUUAUCUGGAUUUUCAGCUUCUAUGGAUAGAAUUGGUCAAUUUAUUUACUAAGGAGAACCUUGAUCUGGCCUCAAUCCUAAUGUACCAUUUAUGGGCCAGGAGGAAUGCAUUCAUAUUCCAAAAUCAAUUUUCCCAACCAGGUUCAGUUUUAGCAAAGGCCCAGUCUGAGCUCUCUUUGUUCCGUGAGUACAAUACAGUCAACAAGAUCAGAGCUGAAGACAACAUGAGGAACAGGUUAACUGCAACUUGGAAGCCUCCUAACCAGCCUUUUGUAAAAGUCAAUUUUGAUGCAGCAUUUAACAAGACCAAUGGUAGAAUGGGGAUGGAGAUAGUGAUCAAAGACCAUGCAGGUAACUUACAUGUCUCUUUGACAGCCUCAAGGGAUAAUACUAACUCAGUCUUUCAAGCUGAAGGAGAAGCACUUUAUAGGGCUAUGGAUUUAUGCCUUGAGCUAGGACUGUACCACGUUAUUUUUGAAGGAGAUGCCAAAGUAGUCAUAGAUGCGGUAAAUUUCAAAAAAGAAGACAACAUGUGGUUGGGACAAUUGACAGAGGACCUGCAACAGUUUUUGGUGCGCAAUCUAACCUGGAUACUGAAUUUUGUUCAUAGACAAGCAAACAAAGUUGCUCAUACAGCAGCUCAACUAGCUAUAUCUAAUGUCAAUGAAUGUUUUUGGUUAGAUGAUGGUCCUCCAGAGGUCAAAAGUAUGGCCACGGAAGAUUUAAUUUGUAUGGUGUAA
Messenger RNA from Juglans regia (Persian walnut), 1302 nucleotides. RefSeq lists its product as uncharacterized. Lineage: Eukaryota; Viridiplantae; Streptophyta; Magnoliopsida; Fagales; Juglandaceae. The coding region runs from base 1 to 1302 and encodes 433 amino acids. The record is from RefSeq and is a predicted model, not a curated record. The transcript has 2 exons. Gene Ontology annotation, molecular function: nucleic acid binding; RNA-DNA hybrid ribonuclease activity.